This is a messenger RNA of Daphnia pulex (common water flea), 4559 nucleotides long. RefSeq names its product interferon-inducible double-stranded RNA-dependent protein kinase activator A homolog. Bases 3734 to 4339 code for a protein of 201 amino acids. The record is from RefSeq and is a predicted model, not a curated record. NCBI's taxonomy places the organism in Eukaryota, Metazoa, Arthropoda, Branchiopoda, Diplostraca, Daphniidae. The transcript has 4 exons.
CGAUUUUUCGUCAAACAUACGAAUCCUGAAUUAAAUUUGUAAAUUUGCGAAUGCUAAUCGAUUGCCAAUUGAAGUUUCAAACGUUUAUUGUUUAACUUUUGAAAGGGAUCGAAAUAAGGACGGUGUAAAUUUUCAAUCGUUAUAUUUUGAGGUGAUUCAACGACAGCAGUGAUGACGUGACGUGACGGCUAUUAAUAAAAUCAUUAUCUUAGCUCUAUGUUUGUUAGAAAGCGAAAAAUUUGCAGAUGAUGGGGUUUAAAUUUAAGUUAUUGUCCGAACAUUCCUUAUUCAACAGAUUUUGUUGAAUGCAACCCCGAAUAGGAAUAUUGCUACAUCAAAUCUAAUUACUAGAGCAUUUUAACAUCAAUUGUGUUAUUGGUUACGUGAUUGCUUCACUUGGGACUUUAAACGUCGAAAUUGUUCGACCAAGAAAAGAAGCAAGGACACUGACAUUCCAAUGCCGAGGACAAGGAAUGCGCUAGCUAAAUCUGUAAGGUUCAAGCGUCGAAGUUUUUUUGAUCGGUUGUUCUUGGUCGUUUCACAAGGAGAUUUGUUCCCUAGAAAAUAUUUCUUGCGCCAAUGUGCAACAAGUCCCGUUUGAUACAGUUCCAGGACUCUACAUUAUUAUGAUAAUUAAUAAGUCAGAAAUGCUUGGCCCACAUUCUAAUAAUUCUAGAAUUAUUAUGAAAACUUACCCUUGAUUGAUUGCAUUUCUGUAAAGGCUCUUCUUUAUUAGAAGCAAACCUGUAAAUCCAUAGCCUCUUUUUUGCAUCACCAGGUGGACCCGACACUUUCCAGUUUCCUGAAAAUCUUUGCCAAUGCUGAAUUUCAAAAAAUUCACCAACUAAAUAUGAUUGAAAAUUAAGUAUUUCUCUCCACUAAUAAAAAAAAAACUUUUUUUGUACGUACAUCAUUAUAGGCACAACAUCCCGACGCAACUUUCCGAAAAGCAGUUUCUUGAUCAGGAACAAAAUUCUCAGGAUGGCGACGAAAUAUGUCGCCCAUUUUCUUCAACGGCCCGCUCCUGGCGCUCUGUUCCCAAAUGAAAAAGAUCAACGAAUGAAUAACGGAAAAAUCUUCGCAAUGCGGAAAAUACCAAAAUCAACUCGCGUCCAAAACCGUCAGCUACAGCAAGGUAAGCCAGAACUCCUUGUUCCAUAACUUCGAUAGGAUCUACGGGUGGAUUGCUCGUCUUCCUAGCAGUGAUGUGGGCCGUGAGAGUACUGCUGUACACGUUGACCAUAACCAAGGCAAACAGGCACCAAACCCCAGCCGUCAAACGGAAUGAAAUUCGUGAUUGCUGGAUUGGUUGCCAAAACACGGACCCUUUUUUAAAUAAUGGAAACAGAAUAGUGCGUGAACACCUCUCGGAGUUCCGACAAUUAAUGCUAGCGGCUAGCUGUAGAAUGGUUUAUACCUUGGUUUGUCAAAAUAGCUGUAGCGUACAAGACAUAAUCACCAAUAUUAAGCGACCUCGUGUUCCUAACCAAGCGAUCAAAGUUUAACCGGUUUAACUUUGAUGAUGCGGAGAAGUAGAUGGCCACUGACAUCAAGGAGAUGAGCACCAUUAACCACACCUUUUGGAAUAAUUGUUGGAGAAAAAAUUACGGAAAAUUUAUCUAUGUGGGUCAGAAAAUAUUUACGAUUGGUUGAAAUGGUUUGAUGGUCGAUAGAAUCGUGCUCUCUUCAGUCAAAGCGGGAAUAAUCAUAGCGCUGUUUUCCUCUUCGAAGACGCCCACGUAAUCAAAUAACUGGAUGCGUCCAAGCAUCAUUAGAACUGGUGGUCCCACUACAUCAAAUUCCUUUUGAGCGAAAGAUAAUACUUCAAUAUUUGAAGAGACAUGGGUCUUAUGGAAUGUCAUAUACCCCACGCUGUAGUCGACCAGAUGUCUCUGCCCAUGCUUCUUUUGAUUGUAUAAGGUUAUAACUUGGAAUAUAUUAGAAAACAUUUAAUUUAAAGAAGUUAUCGUCAUAUCACUGGUCUUAGUCGAGAACAAUAAUUACGAGAAAUUCAGACGUCUCGAGAGCCAUUCGAUAGCGUCAACCCAACUCCCUUGGAACGUUUGAUUGUUAGUAUGCGUCGUAUUUCUAGCCAUAAAAUGCGGAGGCCUCUGUUAUUAUCAGGAAUGAAAUGUGUCGAAUAAUCAGUUAAAUUUUCAUCGAAAGAAUCCAUUUAGUACUUAAAGCAGGAAAAGUAAAAUGAUAUAGCGUAAUACCUCCAGCAUUCCAAAUUUCAAGAGAUGCUGAUGAGAGUUCACAAGCAAUCCAUUUAAGUGGAGAAAUAGAAUUUGAAGCUUCAUAUUUCUGGUUCAGCCUGUGCAUGAAAUUCGGUAGAAACCAGGCCUCCAACUGGAUUUAAAUAUCUUCCUUGAAUCUUAUAUAGGCUAGCCUUGAUUUAUGAAACGAAUCUUACGCACACAAAUUUCGAAUUCAGUAUUCUGCUAGGAAUCAAUCGAUUGAUGUCCAUCAUUUCUUUUUUAUUUGUUCAGUAAAGGGAAAUUGUUACUAAAUUGAAUAUGCCAGCAACAGAGUAGGCCUAGACUUCGGUAGACUUUCAGUUUAGAUUGCAUAUCGUCAUGGUUACGGUUUGUACAUUGACAGUCAUCUGUCACGUGCAUUAACAACGAUUUUGUUGAAUUGGGAGACAGGUCCGGCCUCCUUUUUGAACAAAAGAUAAUCAUCAGUAAUAAAUUUUUUACAGCCAUACAACGCGGAGGUAUCUGCCAAUGAGGGGAAAAAAUGCGUUUGCUACAAUGCAGAUUCGGAUAGGGAAAUUUUCUUAGGAAGAUUUUAUACCUCAAGUGUUCCGAAAUUUAGAAAUAAGGGCCGUUGAAGGUGUACUUGCAAUAUGUUCAGGAAAAGAACAAAAAUGUGAAACAAUAUAAUUUUACAAAAACAAAUUACUUUUUGUAUAACGAUUCUCAACUAUUGCACUCUAAAAAUGGUUUAAUUGCUGAUCGAACGUCGUUAGCCUACUAAUCGACGAUUGCUGUAUUCUUUAAAAGAGAUGAUCAUUGGUAUCAAUAUUGAAAUUUAACACUGUAGUUGGUGACACAAAUAGGGCUAUUCCAGAAAAAUCUAUUCUUGCUUUACUGAAGAUGUGGGAAGUGUAAUUAAAUAUUCCAUAUUAACUUCAAUAUACUUUCAAGCUUCAGCCUCAGCGAUGUGUUUUACACAUAUUACAUUUGAACCCACCGUAGAAUGUAGAAUCCUCCAAGUAGAACAUCUUAUUAAAUAUGUCAUUCAUUUUUAGGGUUUGACCUAGCCCGUAUGUUUUAACGAAGUAAACAAUUCUUAUUCUCACUCACAUUUUCAUAUUGACAGUCAAAUAUAUCGGAAUAUCCAUCCAUACUUGGCUGAAUUCUCGUGAAAAGAAAAACUAAAUACUUGCUUUAUGUACGAUUGAAAUUUUAGCUGCCGCUGCCGUUAUCUAAAUUCUAAAAUUACAUUAUUAUUUUUUAAUCGACACUAAUUUACACUUCAUCAUAAAAGGCUGGAAAAACAUAAAUCGCGUGGUCGAUUAUGUAUCGAUUACUUAAUCGAUUAAAUCGAUUAGAUUUUGAACACCGUUGACCUUGACCGUUUAAAAAGCUGCACGCUGCAGAUUUCAGAAAUCAUCACAUUGCUGAACAGUCUUGAAGCCAACAGAGGUGAUUCCUUGGAGUGGUCAUUGUUUUUGUAGCUAUUGCUCAAAACUCAAAUCCACAAAUAACAUAAGAAAACAUCACUAACAAUGGAACAAGUUUCCCUGAGAGAACCAAGUUCUGCUAAAAAAGAAAAGACUUUUGUCAGUGUGUUUCAUGAGCUUUGUCAAAAAUUUGAGUUUGGAGUAGCCAAGUAUAGCUUGGCGGCUGAGCUAGGUGAUCCCCACAGUCGAACUUUCUUGAUGAAUUUGACUGUAGACAUUUUGGGCAUUACAGUUCAAGGCGUUGGCUUAACAAAGAUGCAAGCAAAGCAUGAUGCUGCCUAUAAAAUGAUGUUUCAAAUCAGGGAGACUUAUCAAGCCGAUGGAACUCUCAACACUGUCCCCAGAGUAAAACUCGUGAACUGCUGUGAAUGGCUGGAAAAAUUGGGAACACUAAAGGAAGACAUACCCAAACCACCAACAGAACCAACUCUAAAUCCAUCUGGGGUUCUCUCAGAAUGGCGCUUCACCAGACACAGCACUCUUCCUGAAUACAGGGUUGUUCGAACUUCAGGUCCUUCCCACUCCAAAACAUAUUUUAUGACUUGCAAGCUUAGUGAUCGUGUCACAGAAGGUGAGGGAAAGUCAAAGAAGGCUGCCAAAAAUGACGCUGCCCAAAAAAUGCUCCAAAUUCUGGAAGACGAAGAGUUGUAAUAGCUUUUCCGAGAAACGUGAUUUCAAAGUGGGGUUGGAUAUGGAAAACGAUGAACUUGUAAAAAUUUGUCCCGUUCAGUUCUUGCAUUUAGGGCCUACACAUUUUCGCUGUAGUAGAGGUAAAGCAACAUUCAUGUUGAUUGUUUAAAUUGAAAUAUGGACUCGUGGCCUUGUAAUUUUGCUGUACGUAUGUAAAAUAUUAACGGUGCUUACCAUUCUA